CGUCUGUCUGCCUUCUGCACUGAGGAAUUCUCUAUUAAGACCAGUCACUACUUCUGCUGUAAGAAGAAGGGGAAGGCCAGGUGGAGCUGUUUUGAUAAAGAGGCUUCAGAUACUUCAUAUCACGUCGUCUCCGAAGACUCAAAUGCCAACACUCAAAAGAUUCAAGGCUUCAAAUUUAACCCCAGUGCUUGCAAAGGCUCAUUGGUGGCUUCUCCAAAAGCUCUUAUGAAGCAGACAGCAGUUCCAUCCAUCAGCUUUCCACCCGGCCGCCCCGAUUCCUCCAACAUAGCGCACAUCUGCGCUCACCACAAGAUGCGACCUCGAUACGUGCCCAAGUGUCUUCCUCGCACCGGCUACGGCUGGCUGGUCCGGCAAUCGAAGGCAAUCAAUAUCCUCGAGAGAGAAUACAACCAGUGCUGUAAGGAGAAAAGGGGCGAACAACGCUGCGCAGAAAAGAAGUGGAAGAGGAUGGUGGAUAGGUUUUGUAAAGAUGAGAAGAAAGCCAAAGGAAGGCAGUUUGAGUGUUGCGGAAAGAAGAAGGGGGAAGAGCUGUACUCCUGUUUUGCAGUUUCUGCUCCAGAUCCAGAAUAUAGAUCCACUGAAGGAGAACUCAGCCCUCCUUCUGCUCCUCCAACCCUCCAGGAUUUAUGCCAUACGCAUACGGCUAUUCAGAGCAUGAAGGGUUUCCCUUUUUCUGUGGAUCAAAUGGUUGAUCGGUGCUGCCCUCUAGUGUUAGAGGAGAGACCUGCAUGUAUAGAGGCAGAGCUCGACAUGCACCUGAAUGAUGUGUGUGAAGCGGAGCUGGCGAAACCUCAUUGCUGUGCACCCAAAAUCAAAAACCGUGUCAAAUGUGCCACAAAGCUGCUCCUGCGCUAUAUCGGCAAGGCGGAUAAAGACAGCAGGAGGAAGAACUGCCCUCAGCUUCUGUUGGUCUGAGUCAGACAGAACCCCUGAUGCUGUGACCGCGGAUCGGUUUUCUACAGACGUUUCAAUAUAUGUACACUUGAGCUGAACAAAGUAAUAUAUGUACACUGUGCAAACCGUUUUGUUAGUCUUCUAUGCAGUUUUAUUGCAAAAUCUCUUUUUACAGAUUAGCAAGAGACAUUUUUCAGCAUUUUUAUAUAUAUAUAUGAAAAAACUGCUUGGACAGUUCAAAAUGUUUUGUUUACAACGUUUCCCCUCUGUUCCCAAAAUGACCACAAAUUAUUAUAUGUAUAUAAGAUAUAAAAAUAAAAAGUCUUCUGUAAUUGGA
This is a messenger RNA of Puntigrus tetrazona (Sumatra barb), 1252 nucleotides long. RefSeq names its product extracellular matrix protein 1-like. Gene Ontology annotation, biological process: regulation of bone mineralization; signal transduction. Lineage: Eukaryota; Metazoa; Chordata; Actinopteri; Cypriniformes; Cyprinidae. Gene Ontology annotation, cellular component: extracellular region. The transcript is spliced from 5 exons. The annotation marks the transcript as partial. The record is from RefSeq and is a predicted model, not a curated record.